Messenger RNA from Rubroshorea leprosula, 2205 nucleotides. NCBI's taxonomy places the organism in Eukaryota, Viridiplantae, Streptophyta, Magnoliopsida, Malvales, Dipterocarpaceae. The record is from the annotation of a GenBank genome assembly.
ACUUGAUAAAUUUAAAAACCCAAAACCAGGAGGGUAAUAGCUAGUUGGAUUGAGAGCCUCCGUUUCUUUCUGUCUCUCUCUCAUGCGUUUCUUCCAGAGUUAAAAUCUGUUUUUUUUUUUUAUUCUCUAAAUCCGAGGGAUAGAAGAGAAAUGGCAUCUGGGUUUUCCGGCGGGGGUUCGGAUUUUUACGGCGGAAUGGCUGGGAGAUCUAUGGCGCACAUGGGGGCUAUGGGCAAUAACCAGACGGCGGCGGCGGGGAGUUACAGAACGCAAAUUCCUGGCAUGUUUAUGGACUCAACGGCGCAGAUCGUGAACCAAGGUGCAACUGGCUUUGUAGGGAAGAGACCGCUUGAAGACUUCCAUGCGCAGCACCAGAACCACCCUUCUUUCAACGCGCUCUUCCGCCGGUCUGUUAAGCCUAGGAUGGAACAGCACGCCUUGUCUGUUUCGCCACUUUCUCCUAUGGAUAUCCCUACGCUGGCAAGGAAUUUUUGCUCACCUGCUUCCUCUGCUUCCAUGUCGCAGCGAUAUGGGCCUUCACUUCUGCAGCAAUUGAGGCCGCAGACCGUUUCUUUGGGUGGGUCUAUGCCCACAGCUCAGCCGAAUGCUUUAACGGGGCUUACGUAUAUGAACCCGAGUCAAAUACGGGUUUCGCCGCAGGAUACAGAGAAGAAGAUGAUGAAUCAGCUUCAGGAGCUGGAGAAACAGCUGUUGGACGACAACGACCAGGAGGGGGAUGCCGUCUCGGUGAUUACCAAUGCUAACAGCGAGUGGUCCGAGACCAUACAGAGCCUGAUAAGCUCCAGUCCGCAGUCAAUUUCGCCAUCGUCCACUUCUUCCACUACGUCCACGUCUUCCUUCUCACCAGCGGUGGCUUCUCCUGCUACGAGCUGCUCAAAGCAGACAUUAAUGGAGGCUGCAUCAGCAAUUUCGGAGGGGAAAAUGGACGUAUUUUACGAGAUCUCUGCGCGAUUGGCUCAGUUUGCGAACCCGAAAGGUAAUACGGAGCAGAGGCUGAUACAGUACUUGACCUCGGCUUUGAAAUCAAAAGUUAACCCGGUUGAAAACCAGCCAGUGGUUGCGGAGUACAGGGCGACCCAGUCUCUUUACGAUCUGUCUAUGUGCUUCCAGCUUGGUUUCAUGGCUGCCAAUCGUGCUAUUCUCGAGGCCACCCUCGACGGGCAGUCGAACUCUUACAAAUUCCAUGUAAUCGAUUUUGAUAUCGGCAAAGGAUUGCAGUACAAAAAUCUUCUUUACGAGCUCUCCAAGCGCCGGAACGGAAAGCCGGCAAUGGUGAAAAUCACCGCCGUCGCUGAUAAUGGUGGCGGUGAGCGGUUUAGAUCAAUUGGUGAGGAGUUGAGUCUACUCGGUGAGAGAAUUGGGAUUUCCUUGAAGUUCAAAGUCGUGGGGUGUCCGAAACUCAUCGAUCUAUCUCGGGAGUCACUCGGUUGCGAACCAGACGAGACACUUGCUGUGAAUUUCGCAUUCACGUUGUACCGAAUGCCGGACGAGAGCGUGUCAACUGAAAAUCCCAGAGACGAGCUUCUCCGGCGAGUGAAAGGCCUAGCUCCGCGGGUAGUCACAUUGGUAGAGCAAGAAAUGAACACUAACACCGCGCCGUUCGUGGCGCGGGUGGGGGAAGUAACUGCGUACUACGCCGCGCUGCUUGAGUCAAUUGACUCGAUCGUGGCGAGAGAACAAUCUGAGAGAGGAAAAGUAGAGGAGGUAGUGAGUCGCAGAAUCGCGAACUCGGUUGCGUGCGAGGGUCUGGACCGCAUUGAAAGAUGCGAGGUAUUUGGGAAGUGGCGGGCCCGGAUGGGCAUGGCUGGGUUCGAGUUAAAGCCACUGAGUCAAAACGUGGCCGAGUCAAUUAAAAGCGGACUCAGCGCCGGCAACCGUGUGAAUCCGGGUUUCACCGUCAAAGAAGAGAAAGGCGGCAUUUGCUGUGGUUGGAUGGGUCGGACUCUCACCGUCGCAUCUGCUUGGCGUUAACUUCAUUUUCACUCCCAAAAUAUUGUCAUUAAUUAAUUGUUAAUUUUAUUCUGUAACGUUUUUAUAAAAUUAGAAAGGGAAAGCAAGAAAAAGGGAAAACCCCACCAAACCAAAUAAUAAAAAGUUAGUGUUUGGACUCUAAGAAAAUUCUGUGGUGAUCUAUUAUUUCCUUUGUGGAUAGCUCUAUAUUCAUAUUCGGCAAUUCUAAAAAGU